UGUUGUCGCUCGGUCUCGCUGCUGAGUGAACGUUCCUGAGCGUAGACGAUCUUUGGCACUAGCGGCGCCUCUCUGUGUCAACAUCAGGAGAUGAACAACAACCAGCGGCAUUUAGCUGCUAAACAACUUAACGGAUGUAUGAUGUGCUUCCCUGUCUGAGUGAGCACCUAAAGGAGCGGUGUGUGGAGCCAGCUGGUCUGCAUUCAGCAGUGGCAGCCCUGAGUCUGACAUGCUGAUGGAGAAGUAAACCCCACUGAUGGAAACCCAGAGGAAAAGCUCUGGGGAUGACAGUGGUGGAGAGCGAGGCCUGCUCCACACCUGGAAGGGCUACUCUUGCAGCGUCACCCCAGAAAGGCUGCUCCUUCCCCGGCCUGUCCUUCAGGUCGCCCUGGGCUCACGGCAUGGUGUUCUGCUGGUGGAAGGAGGGCAGGUGUACAGUUUUGGGGAGUUGCCAUGGAAGCAGAGUCAAGUGCUCGAGCCGGAGAAGCCCACCCUGGAGAGUGCGCUCAGCGGACAGCGGGUGGUCGCUGUCGCAGCUGGAAGCUUCCACAGCGGGGCAGUGACAGAGGACGGUGGCGUCCACAUGUGGGGGGACAAUGGCUCGGGUCAGUGCGGCUUGUCGGGCCUCAGCACUGUCCCCAACCCGACUCCGGUCGCUCUGGUUGACUCGGACACCAGCCCCCCGCAGACGGUCCCAGUGCUGGAGCUGGCCUGCGGGGAGCAGCACACCCUGGCGCUGUCGGCCCAGCGGGAGGUGUGGGCAUGGGGCAGUGGUUGCCAGCUGGGCCUCAACGCCACCGUCUUUCCUGUCUGGAAACCACAAAAAGUUGAGCAUUUGGUGGGCAGGUAUGUAUUACAGGUGGCCUGCGGGGCUUCACACAGCCUGGCUCUGGUGCGCUGCCUGGGCCCUCAGGACAUCCACCGGCCCCCUGUGGACAAAUGCAGACAGUGUAACCAACUGCUGUAUACUAUGACGGACAAGGAGGACCAUGUCAUCAUCUCUGACGGUCACUAUUGCCCCCUCGGUGUGGAGCUCACUGAGGAUGAGGGCGUGCUGGAGGCGCCUGCUCCCACACAAGGGCUCAAAAUGUCCCCGUCAGAGCCAGUCCUCCCGUCCCACACCUCCACCUCAAACUCAGCAUCCCCGGCAUCUGCUAAAGGUGCCGACCCCUCCUCUGACCCCACUCACCAUCAGGACUCGGAGACAGAGGAAUCAGCCAUGGCUAACGGAGCGCUGCCAGCCUCAGACUCUGACCCCUCGGCUCAGUCCAACGGUGGUGUUGUUUUGGGGGUCAAGGGUUCACCCUAUCCAGAUGAGCAGGCUGUCAAAGACUACCUGAAGAAACUGUCAGACAACACACAGGCUGAGCAGACGGCUAAGGCGACCACAGGAGCACCAUACACUCUGCUGCCCUCAGCAGGAGGGCUCACCUCCUCCUCCCCCAGCUCCACGCUCAACAGCCUUGUGGCCUCCUGCGCCUCCGCAGUGGGCGAACGGGUCGCCUCCACCUACGAGGCCUUGUCCCUCAAAAAGAUGAUGAACUUGUACCUGCCCUCGGGAGUGUCGAAGUCAGGCGGGCCGGCGGGGCUCACGGGCGUCGUCCCGGGAGUGGGUGAUAACACCACAGAGCGGGUCCGCCAGGAGGACUCCACGCAGGCCAAGAAGAGCUCCAGCACAGGGGACAUCCGCGAGGAGGAGGCCGAGGGUCUGCGGCGCCGCCUCUCGCUCCCGGGACUCCUCUCACAGGGUAGAUACGCUGUUCACCUCUUAUCCUCCUCCUAUACCCUGCUGCUGUCCCCGCGACUGCUGAGGAAGGCCGGCCGUCCGAGGAUGCGUGCAGUCGCCCUCACCCCGCUGGGUGGGGCGGUCCCCGAGGCCCAGGAGGUGUUUCCCACCCUGCAGACGGAGGUGUGGAGUUGGGGCCAGUGCGAGCACGGACAGCUGGGACAUGGAGACAGCCUGGCCAGAUUACAGCCGCUGUGCAUCAAGAGUCUGAACAAUAAGGAGGUGGUGCGGGUGGCGGCCGGCGCUCAUCAUUCCCUUGCUCUGACCGCUCAGUCUCAGGUGUUUUCGUGGGGAAGUAACAGCUCUGGUCAGCUUGGACACAUGGAGUCACCCAGCACUGUCCCCCGCCUCGCAAAGCUCUCAGAGGGGAUCCGGGUCUGGGACGUAAGUGCUGGAGAGAGACACACCCUCCUGCUCGCCGACGGAGACUGCAUCCAGCCAAUCAUUUAUUACAGCGGACAGCAGGUGAAAGAGGGGGCGGAAGAGAGCCGAGUCAAGGAGCUGGGUCAGCAGGAAGAAGGGGAGGAAGAGGAGCAGCGGGUGGGCGGCUACACCCAGCAGCCUGUACUACUACCCUUCUGCAUGAACCUGCGUUACGUGAGCAAUGUGUUUGCGGGUGGCCAGCGGUGCGUGGCGCUCUCGGACAGGAACGUGAUGGGCUUCAUCGCCAGCCUCCACGAGCUGGCAUCAGCUGAGAGGAAGUUCUACUGCAAGCUGUGUAACAUCAAAACACAGAUAAUACGCCCCCUGCUGGAGCUGGAGUCUUUGAGUUCGGCCCUCGGCCAGGUGGCCCUCGGGCUCCUGCAGACUCUGGCGGGCCGAUUCAGCCUCUUGUGCCACCUAACCGGGCAGCACGCGGCCAGCCUCACCGCCAACCUGCGCCGCGGCCGCGAUGUCAAGAGCCUGCUCAUCCUCGACUACACCAGCAUCUUCCUCGACUCCUACCACGAGUACUGCAGCGCUGUGGGCAACUUCCAGGUGAUGGGAGGUUUCCAGACCCUGACCAAACCCUCACUAGAUUUCUUUGGGAAGAGUCCCGAGCUGCUUCAGAGGCUGUCAGAGUGCAGCGAGGACAACCCCGCCAUGGCCGACCUCUUGGUGGCGCUCUUCUACCUCCCAACUCGCCACCUUCACGAAUACGGCCGGCUGUUGCUCAAACUGGCCACCUGCUUUGAAGUGUGCUCCAAUGACUACCAGAAGCUGCAGGACAGCUGCUCCAAGUUCGAAGCUUUGGCCCUCCAGCUGAAGAGAAAAAGGAAGGACGCCGACUAUACCUUUCAUUUCUGGAAGAGCUUCCCCGGCAAAAUGACGGACUCACUGAGGAAGCCUCGCCGCCGGCUCAUCUGCGAGAGCAGCAACAAAGCUCUGACCCUGCAGAACGCCGGGAGGUUCUCCGUCAACUGGUUCAUCCUCUUCAACGAUGCUUUGGUCCAUGCACAGGGCGUGGCGCCUUGUAAAAAUCUUUUCUCCACCCAUCAUGUCUUCCCUUUGGCCACACUUUGGGUGGAGUCGAUCCCAGAGGAGAACACUGGCCUAUAUGGGUUAAAGGUGAUCUCACCAGAGGAGACGUUCACCCUGCUGGCCUCCUCUCCCAUGGAGAAGGCCAAGUGGCUUCGCUCCAUCAACCAGGCGGUGGACCAGGCCCUGAGUGGGGCGGGGCAGGACACAGCAUCAGUCAGCUCGGGGUCGGGGCAAAAGUUGGAGCCUCCAAUCUCCAGGACAGCCUCCUACACUUUUUAUAAGGACGGACGGCUGAAAGAGGCAACGUACGAAGGGCGCUGGCUCACCGGGAAGCCCAACGGCAGAGGAGUGUUAAAAUGGCCUGACGGGAGAAUAUACACAGGGGCGUUCAAGAACGGACUGGAGGAUGGCUUUGGUGAAUUUGUGGCUCCCAAUAAGACACUCAACAAGAACGAUCACUAUCAAGGUCACUGGAAAGAUGGCAAGAGGCACGGCCUGGGGACAUACAGGUACGCCAGCGGUGAAGUUUACGAUGGAUCCUUCCAGGACAGCAUGCGACACGGACACGGCAUGCUGCGCAGUGGCAAGCUCAACACAUCCUCCCCGAGUGUCUUCAUUGGCCAGUGGCUGCAAGACAAGAAGACCGGCUAUGGAGUCUUCGAUGAUAUCACAAAAGGGGAGAAAUACAUGGGCAUGUGGCAGGACCACCUGCGGCAGGGCACCGGGAUCGUCGUCACUCAGUUUGGCCUGUACUACGAAGGAGCCUUCAAAGAUAAUAAGAUGAUGGGCACCGGGAUCCUCCUGUCAGAGGACGACACCACGUACGAGGGGGAAUUCUCUGACGACUGGACCCUCAAUGGAAAGGGCGUGCUUACCAUGGCAAACGGUGACUACCUGGAGGGCUCCUUCAGUGGCGAAUGGGGCUCUGGCCUCAAAGUGGCGGGGUCCUACUUCAAACCACACCUGUUCGACACUGACAAGGAGAAGACCCGCGCUGUGAAGCUGGGGCGUCUGUGUGUGUGUGCUGAGGAUAAGUGGCAGGCGGUGUUUGAGGAGUGUUGGAGUCAGCUGGGCUGCGAGGCGCCGGGCCGAGGAGAGAACUGGAAGGCCUGGGAGAACAUCGCCGUGGCCCUCACCACCAGCCGACGACACAUCCAGGACAGUCCAGAGAUGUUAUCUCGAAGCCACAGCAGAACCCUGGAGAGUCUGGAGGUCAUACCGCAGCACGUGGGUCCGAUCACCAUGGAGCGAUAUCACACCAUCCACCUCUACCUCAUCAAGGCCUGUGACACGCCCCUCCACCCGCUGGGCCGGCUGGUGGAAACCCUGGUGGCGGUCUACAGGAUGACCUACGUGGGCGUUGGAGCGAAUCGCCGGCUGCUGCCUCAGGCUGUCAGCGAGAUCAAGUCGUACCUCAACCGCAUCUUCCAGAUCGUCAGGUUUCUUUUCCCAGACCUGCCAGAAGAGGGCGGUCUAAUUCCGGAGCCGACCACCAACCUCCAGGACAAGAGGGAGCCAGGCUCGACUGAUGCCCCGCUAGAGUCACCAAAACCUGGCCGUGUGGUGAGCAGCUCGGCUCUGCUGCUUCCCGUCCUCCUGCCUCGUCUCUACCCGCCGCUCUUCACCCUCUACGCUCUGGACAAGGAGAGAGAGGACGACGUCUACUGGGAGUGUGUCCUCCGCCUCAACAAGCAGCCUGACCUGGCCCUGCUCGCCUUCCUGGGCGUUCAGCAAAAGUUUUGGCCUGUUUCCACCCACGUCUCCACGCCUGCGCUGGGGGAGAAGCAGCAGGUCCUCUCCAGCACCAAGGACGCCUGCUUCGCCUCUGCAGUGGAAACACUACAACAGAUCAGCACAACGUUCACCCCAUCAGACAAGCUGCAGGUGAUCCAGCUCACCUUUGAGGAGAUCACCCAGGAGGUUCAGGCGCUGCUGAAGCAGGACUUCUUGUGGUCGAUGGACGAACUUUUCCCUGUCUUCCUCUAUGUGGUGCUGCGUGCACGAAUCAGGAACUUGGGGUCAGAGGUCAGCCUGAUCGAAGACCUGAUGGAUCCCUGCGUACAGCACGGAGAGCACGGCAUCAUGUUCACCACACUCAAGGCUUGUUACUACCAGAUCCAGCAUGAGAAGAUCACUUAAGACGAGCGUGGCGUUAGUUCCUCUGUGAUCUGCAUGCUGCCGUCCAACCUACCAUCACAGCCAAUCGCAGGGCCAGGAUCACCAAGGCAUCAGGGAGAGGGAUGUGUGCAGCAGCCAAUGGGAAGCAGAGGAUUAUAUGAACAGGUUGCCGACAGUUCCAUCUGCUGCUGUUAUGGAGACGGGACCACCUCCUCCCUCUCUGACACACAAACACUCUUUUCCCUUUCAGUGACCUCUGCUGGCCUCUUACCCACAGAUCAUGACACGUGAAUGCUGUCUGAGCCACUUCAUACCGUCCAGUGUAAAACAGCAGAAAGACUGACGUGACUUACUGAUGUAGGUGACGUUGUUACCUGGAAAAAGAGUUAUUUUUUUGUGCCAGUGGGAGUGGCAUGUUCUCUGGUUUCUCUGCUCACAGUCAGCAUACUGUGAGAUACCGGACCUCAUUUUUCUUCCUUCAGAAGAAUACAUUUUUCAGCAUGAAAAACAACUUUUUGGCAGAGCGAGACGAUCCGUCACAGAAGAAACGCGUUCCUUUUUAGCCUUCAGUGUUUCGGGAGGUUUCACUUCUUGUUAUUCACCCACACGAAGCAACGGACGUAACAAGAAAAUAAUCUCCUAAAAGCAUGUCGCUUUAUAAACUGACCAGCUUUCCAUUUUGGUGUCUUUAUCAUCUGAGACAGCGGUAUGUUUACAGCUAGCUCAGUUUUCGAACGGUUUCUUUAAUCCAAAACUCUACUUCAACAAGCGACACAAAGGUGAGAUUUAUGCUUUAUCAAGUGUUUUCAAACAGUAUUUUACGGUUUUACAAGAGAAAAGACUUGAAGGAUGAAGACUAACUGGUUGGUUUGGCAAAUGCACAUCUGGUUUACUUUCCCACCUCCAAUAAAGAGCAGGUCACAGCCACUUCCCUGAGCUUUGCUAUGGGAACCAUAGGGGCUAGUUUACAGCUAGGUUUGAUCCUGCAUUAAUACAAAUCCUGUACAGCAUGCUUUGGGUAAACUCUAAAGGAUAUUGAUAUUCUUCUGUUGCACCAGCUGGCUGCGGAAUACAGUUAAACCUAGUUAGUGGCUAAAUUAGCUAAACCAGGCUGAGAAAAUUGCCUCUUUUAAAACUUUGCAGGAACAACGAGCAAAAGCCAAGCGCAGGGAAAAGAGAUGUUUUUCCUAGACAAUCUGAGAGCCGCUCGUGUGUUUCUGAGCCCAGUUUUCAGUCUUCAAAAUCUGAAAAGUAUGGGGUUAAAAUUGGGGUCUUUAGCAGUUUGUGAAUUGACAAAAAAAGUAAACCACCAAAUCGAAACUUAUUGUUCUUAAUUGCCAUUACACAUCGUUACUGUUCAGUAAAAAUUAUGCAUCUCCAGAGUUGAAAAGUUUUGGAGAUGCAUGUUUGUUUUUUCUUUACAGGACAACAUGUUUCGAUCCUAAUGUACUCAUGUUGUGGUUUGUAGUGUUGUGAACUGCAAUCAUCAGUGUAAAGUAUCAAGUUUGAACUGCAGGUACCCCUAAUUGUUUUGUGGAUAACACAGUGUUCACUGCACAUUUUUCAUGAAACUAACCACCAUUUGAAGGUCUUAAAAUCUGUUGAUCUGUAAAAUACUGAAUGCAAAAGGUAAAGAUUUGGAUUUUUCCUGCUGCAGGUGAUGUUUCAGCAGAGAGCGAGGCAGUCGGCUUAAUGCAAACACUGUUUUUAUAGAUAUGAUGUUCAAAGCUGAUCUGUUAAUGCUAACUGUUCUUUUUUUAAACCAUUUACAGCACUGUCAGAUAUUGUUGCUUAUUUGAGAUUUGCGUCACACAUGACAGUUUAUAAAAGGGCUUAAGAGGGGAUUCAGAGGACUGAGCCUUUUUUUAUUAUCAUUAUAUCACAGCUUUUGUUUUCUCCGAUGGUUUAACAAUAGAAAAGCCAGUGGAUCAGAGGCCUUUUUUUGAAGGGACUAAAUUUAGGUGAAGCUGCUGUUUUUCCCUGCAGGAUUUUGAAAAUCUAGCAACAGAAAAUGGUUUGACUUUAGAUCAAAAUUUAAAGCUGCUGCCUAAAACAUUGCUAAAACAUUGCUCUUCGGCUGUGAUACCUAAACUGAUAAAAAGUUCAAGUUUGAUACAUUUUGAUGACUGUUUUUAUUUGGAAAUGUUGGGACAAGGUCACAUGCGGUCAUAAUGCUUUUGCAAAUGAAUUCGCCCAAAAUGGAAACAAUUAUAAUUGAAACCAUGCUUCAAUCUGACAAUGCAGUGAAUCUCAGACAUUAUGUAGUAAACAUCUCAGUGUAUAGCGUUUUGAAUUGGGCCUCGCAUACUUUUGUGACUUUAAAACUAUUGUGAUAAUGCUCUUCCAUCCCUGGUUAUGAGCUCUUGUUACCGCUGAGACCAUAUGUGCCUGACACUUAAAGCAGUGAAGCAAUAUCGUCUUUCUAACUGAGGAGUUUACUCCCAAAAUGCUAUGGACACACUUUGGGCAAAAAAAGGAAAACCAGAAGUUAUGUGCUGUUCUUUAAAACAAAUCUUUAUUUGACUGACAAGACAAGACUUCUUCAGUAUGUUGUGUAGAUGUGCUUGUGAUUAUUUUCUGUUAUUUUUCUCAUCUAUAUACUAUUAUUUUCCAAUGUCACUAAUGCUCCUCUUAACACAAUCUGAAGGAUGCUGCCACUUAAAACGAAGGACAAACUAAUAUUUUAAGUAAUAAAGCACAACUGACAUGCAAACCAAACUAAUAAGGCAGAACUGGACAUUUAUUGUAAUGGUUUUACCCCAACUGACUCACUUACAUGAAGUGCUGUUUUAAAUCCAAACUGAAUGGUUAUAAAUAUAAACUGAAGAUAAUGCUCAUAAGCUCAAGUUGGGUUCAUGUGACAACUGUUAAGGUAAUUUACUGUACCUCAACACCUGUUCACUAUUAAAACGCCCCACACAGGUCAUACUGUUGCAUUGUGUGUAAAACAGACUGUUUUGUCAAUGGACUUUGGUGUUUAUUAGUUGACAUUUUGUGUUUCAGCUGGCUGACAUGACUCUCACCUGUGUGUCUUUUACAUGAUUUCAAAUGUAUUAUACCUUUAAAUAAUAACAAACUGCAAUAAACUCAUUUGAUGGACGUUGCUAACUAA
This is a messenger RNA of Siniperca chuatsi (mandarin fish), 8477 nucleotides long. RefSeq names its product alsin Rho guanine nucleotide exchange factor ALS2 b (gene als2b). The record is from RefSeq and is a predicted model, not a curated record. Bases 257 to 5386 code for a protein of 1709 amino acids. The transcript is spliced from 35 exons. NCBI's taxonomy places the organism in Eukaryota, Metazoa, Chordata, Actinopteri, Centrarchiformes, Sinipercidae.